GACGCGCUUGGAGUUACGGAGCGCCUUGCGGUUUUUCCGGACAAGACGCCGGCCGACGUGCGCAGGCUGGCAGGCUGGCUCCGCUCCCCCAUCUGCGGGCUGAAGUGGGCCGGGCCUCCGGACUCCAUCAUUAUUGUCUCGAGGCCCCAUUACCAUAUAAUGGAAAGCUGGGAUGUAGAGAAAAUGAUGGAGGAGCCGCCUACCGACGCUUACUACGAAGCCUUGGCGAAAGACCUCCGUGAUAAGCACAAGAUAGCUUGGCCAUGCUUGCUGGAUCAUUUUGUGUCCCUUGAAGCUUUCCUAGAUAAGUCGAUACUUUUCGGCUUUUCUUUCGGCAUCAACAAAGCAGAGAUUUGCGUUGCGCAGGGCGCGCUGCCCGGCGGUACUCGAUUCCUCCCGCUAAGGGAGAAGUUGCACAUAGAGCAAUUCUUGAGCUGCGCGAAUUGGCUCCGUGGGUAUCACAUUGCGGAGUACGGUCACGCAGCCAAGGUCCUUGGCGAGUGGCAGAAACCAGGGGCAAUUUUCCUGUCAGGCGCUUCCGAGGGAUGCAAGGCCUUGCGUGCGGUCAAAAAGAUGAUGCAGCAGCACAUCUGCUUGGCGGCAUUCGAUGAGGCUUCGGCCGCAGACGGCUCAUGUCCCUUGGAGCAAAUUUCUGACGCUUCAGGGACAGCUGUCGGAGGCAGCGUUGUCCAGAUGUCUCAAGACCUCAGCAAGUUGAAAGUCUUGAUGAGACACUUCAAGUCCGUCACUCUGGCGCAGCAAAACUGGCCGCCUGUCAUCCAGGAGGCCUUUGCGCAGUUGGAAGUGAAGAGG
Symbiodinium pilosum is the source of this 813-nucleotide messenger RNA. The record is from the annotation of a GenBank genome assembly. Lineage: Eukaryota; Dinophyceae; Suessiales; Symbiodiniaceae.